AAAUGAAUCAGUGAGACAACAUUUUAAGUUUCCCAAAUUACCGUCAAUUCAUUAGAAGGUAUAUAUUUAAUUCAUAGCUAAGAUCCAAAAGUAUCUUGACUUAUAUGAUACACCACUGAAUGCUUACUAGUAUGUGUGCCUAGGUAAAUCAUUGGGAACUUGAAACACAUACAUGGGAGUUAGUACCUAGGCCAACCCUGCAAUCUUAAGUAACCCAUAAAGUGUAGCUGAACUACAUUUAAUCAUUUUAUCUUGAGUUCUGGGAUCUAGGAUGACAAUAAAAGCGAAAAUAAUUAAUUGCAUAGGGCAAGCUUGUCCAAUCCGAGGCCUGUGGUUGCAUGUAGCCCAGGAGGGCUUUGAAUGCGGCCCAACACAAAUGCGUAAACUUUCUUAAAACAUUAUGAGAUUAUUUUUGCGAUUUUUUUUUUAAAGCUCGUCAGCUAUCGUUAAUGUAUUUUUUGUGUGGCCCAAGACAAUUCUUCCAAUGUGGCUCAGGGAAGCCAAAAGAUUGUACACCCCUGACAUAGAGGCUCAUCCUUCCCUAAGUCAAAUUCUUGGUUGUUAUAAACCUUUUCAGUUUCAGCCUCUCGUGUACCCAUUUCACCCUUCUCUCAGGCCCCUGUACCUUCGAGCCAUACUCUCCUGAACUUGGAAUACUUCAGAGGCUCUAAGUGUAGUCUUUCUGUCCUCAGAGUUCCUAUUUUCGUUGUCCCCAUUUCACAUCUCAAUCUUUCAUCAACGUGCAUCAGAUCUUGUCUAGAUGUUAAGAGGAAAACAAUCUGGUGGAACUAAUUUACCUUAAUCUGUAAAUGACUCAUGAGCUCUUAACUCUUCCGAAGGUUUUUCACAUUUUUUGUAAGUCUGUAAGAGGUUGCUAUUAACUCAGAUAAUUUUAAAGUUAAAAUUGCAGUCCAUGUUGGGGGAAGGAAUUUCUAGUCUUAUGCAUAAAUAAGUCAGGCCUUACUAGGAUUUUGCCUUUGGUGUCUUCCCACUCCUGGAAGUGUGUGCAUAUGUGUAUUGCUAUAUAUGUUUGUGUAUGUGUAUCUAAUAAUGAUUCCCAUAGCAUGGAGGGGAGAAGAUGCAAGAAUAGUGAUUAUAAAUCCCUUUGAGUAUAUGGAUCAUUAAUGAGAUAGAUACUUGAUAACUUACACCGUGUUUAAUUUAUAGGAACAGAGAAGAAAAAGACCUAGGAUCUCAUGACUGAACUUGAAUUCUUAAAAGGUUAAACCCAUCCAGAGUAAUGGCUGCGGCCUUACCCAGGACCCUGGGGGAGUUGCAGCUGUAUAGAAUAUUACAAAAAGCCAAUCUGCUUUCUUAUUUUGAUGCCUUUAUCCAACAAGGUGGUGAUGAUGUCCAGCAACUCUGUGAAGCAGGAGAAGAGGAGUUUUUGGAAAUCAUGGCACUCGUGGGCAUGGCUAGCAAGCCCCUUCAUGUUAGAAGGCUGCAGAAGGCUUUGAGAGACUGGGUCACAAACCCUGGGCUUUUCAAUCAGCCACUGACUUCCCUUCCUGUCAGUAGCAUACCCAUCUAUAAAUUACCAGAGGGAUCACCAACAUGGCUGGGAAUAUCCUGCAGUAGUUAUGAAAGGAGUAGCAAUGCCCGGGAACCUCAUUUAAAAAUCCCCAAAUGUGCUGCCACCACCUGUGUGCAGAGCUUGGGACAGGGGAAGUCAGAUGUGGUCGGGAGCCUAGCACUGCAGAGUGUUGGUGAGUCCAGACUCUGGCAAGGCCACCAUGCCACUGAGAGUGAGCACAGCCUAUCCCCAGCAGACCUGGGCUCCCCCGCGUCCCCAAAGGAGAGCAGCGAGGCACUGGAUGCUGCUGCUGCGCUCUCUGUGGCCGAGUGUGUGGAGCGGAUGGCCCCCACAUUGCCAAAAAGUGACUUGAACGAAGUGAAAGAGCUGCUAAAAACCAACAAGAAGUUGGCCAAAAUGAUUGGUCACAUCUUUGAGAUGAACGAUGAUGAUCCACACAAAGAGGAGGAAAUUCGGAAAUACAGUGCAAUAUAUGGCAGAUUUGACUCAAAGAGGAAGGAUGGGAAACAUCUCACGCUUCAUGAGCUCACUGUUAAUGAAGCGGCUGCUCAACUCUGUGUGAAGGAUAAUGCCCUGCUGACAAGAAGAGAUGAGCUUUUUGCCUUGGCUCGACAGAUUUCUCGAGAAGUCACCUAUAAAUAUACUUACAGAACCACCAAGUCAAAAUGUGGAGAAAGAGAUGAAUUAUCCCCAAAGAGAAUUAAAGUGGAGGAUGGGUUUCCAGAUUUCCAGGAUUCUGUGCAAACGCUCUUCCAGCAGGCUAGAGCUAAGAGUGAAGAACUUGCAGCUCUUAGUUCACAGCAGCCUGAAAAGGUGAUGGCAAAGCAGAUGGAGUUCCUUUGCAACCAAGCUGGCUAUGAGAGACUGCAGCAUGCCGAGAGGAGGUUGUCUGCAGGGCUUUACAGGCAGAGCUCAGAAGAGCACAGUCCUAACGGCUUGACUUCUGAUAACUCAGAUGGACAAGGAGAAAGACCUUUGAAUCUCCGAAUGCCUAAUUUACAGAACAGACAACCCCAUCAUUUUGUGGUGGAUGGGGAGCUGAGCAGACUUUACCCCAGUGAGGCAAAGUCCCACUCAUCAGAGAGCCUUGGGAUUUUGAAAGACUACCCUCAUUCAGCUUUUACCUUAGAAAAGAAAGUCAUCAAAACAGAGCCUGAAGAUUCAAGAUAGCUGUGAUUUCUCUCACCGUUCUCUGGAAAUGGCAUCAGAUUUAAGGAUAAUACUCCAUCAUAGAAAUAAGCCUUAAUAACCAGUGUUGCCUCAUUCAGCUCAAACAGAUUUCAUAGCCAAAGCAAAAGGACUGGUACGGUAGUCUGCGGAAACCAGGAAGAUAAAACAACAGCCACAAAAGAGAAAAUCAAGAGUGUUGCAAUCUAUAACAGUAAUAUUGAUUCAUUCACAUUCCUGUGUUAAGUCAUUUUAUAUGGAAAGGCUUACAAAUCAAUAUUGUAAGCAUUCAUUAUUUAAGAAUGUACAAUGUAUUUGUGUAAUUUAUAGAAGUAAAAUCUAGAUGUUGAGACCUGUUUGGUCUAAUAGAUGUGGAUACAGUUUAUUUUACUUGAAAUUUUGUUGUCUACUUUGUGUGUUAAACGUAAAUAUAUGUCAGAGUUUAGAAUCUUUGCCUGCAGUUGUGAAAAAGAAAGCUUAAGUGAUGUAGUUAUUGGCAAGAUUGCAAUGAUUAUGGAAAACUAGAAAGCAAAUACUCAGUUUAAGCCAAGGAAAAUAUUGUGGAUUUAAUAUUUGAUAAAACUGAUUUUGUUUAACAGGAAAUUUUUAGCAUUCACUCAUAUAACAUCUGGUUAUCAAUGCACAUUUACACAAUAAAUACUUGAGUGGAGGAAAGUUAAGAAGAUGAGCAAUAGAGUAGAAUAUAUAUCUUAAACUAGUUGACCUAGAUUGUAUUAAUAGCUACUUAAGAUGUUUCAAAGAUAGGAAGCUAUUGCUUGGACAGAGAACUUGAAAUAAGUGGACCCAUGUAUAAAAGCUUUGACUUAAACAUUGAUAUUUCAGAAUGUGUUAAAUAGAUUAAGACAUAGUAAGUUAACCCUACAUGUUAUAAAGAUGGCGACUGUUAACAAAGGCUGUAACAGAUUAAGUACUAUUUUAUAUCCAGAAAGUCUUCUCUAUGUAGAGAAGUCAGACUAGAUGCUUUCACUAGGGAAUGUCUUCCCACCCAGCCAUCACAAGUGUGGACAAUCACUGCAUCCACAUCUGUAGGCAUAUUUCUAUGGAAGUUUAGGUGACAGCUAUAUUCAGUAUUUAUUUUAUGAUUUCAUUUUUCUACACCUUUGAGAUUUAUGAAUGCAGUUUUUUCUUAAAAUUUAUUUUAACUUGACAGUAUGUUUUUAGUUCCCCAGAUUUAAUUAAUGGACCAUGUGCAUAUAUAUGGGAGUGUGCUUACAUGUUAAUAAUGUACUUGCAUACUUAUGAGAAUUUCACAUUGGAAUUCAUAAUGGUAAAAAACAUACAUCUGCCAAUAUACGUUUUUUUCUGUUGGUUUAAGAGAAGAUAACUGACAGCUUUACCUACUUCCUACAGAUGCAUCUAAACCCAGAUAUUACUGAGAAGAGUGUAUUGACUCGAGUGUAAGAGAGUAUGUGUUUGUUUUUAGUUCUGCUCUAGAUCAUAACUGUAAAAAAUAUUAAGUCAUAAUCUGUUACACUAAAAUUUGUCAGCCAAAUGUUAGAUGAAAUGUCUGCACUGUAGUCUCAGAUCACUGUCACGUAUAUAAAUUGCUUCUUCAUUUUAAUUUGUAGAAGUACUUUACAGUAGGAAACACCAGUAAACAACUUUUAUACUGUUAAAAGGCUUUUUUCCCCUUCCUAAAUGUUUUAAUUAUACCAUAGUGUUUUGCUCACUGAAGAAGCUUCUUAUGGACCUUGCAACUUUGUUGCUAGCUUGAGGUUGAUUAUUGUGGUUGUAUUGUUCACUGUGUGUAGAAAUAGUAUGAGUACGAUUUCAAUAGACUGUUCAGUUUUUAAUAUUAGCCAUAGCACUGGUUAGUAUCUCAGUAGUUUCAUGAAACGUUUCCUGUAUUCUAAUCUAUUUUGAAACAUUUUUUUUUAAAUUGUGUCUUACAGUCAAGUUUGUAGAUUUUCAUAAGCCACAAUUUUAAAAGAUGCAGUAAUCUUCCAACUUCCAAUAUUUAUCCAUUCGUUGUGGACCCACAAAUUGCAUCUUUAAAUUCAUAAUAAGUUUCCUUAACUAUCUUAUGUUUCUAGUCUUUCAAGCUUAGUGAUAAGGUGGAAGCACAAGAAAAAUUUCAGUAGAAUACAGUUUUUAUUUUGUAAACACUAAUGUAUUAAACUUGCUAUACAUUAAAGCAAAUAAUAUAUAUUUUUAUUUGAAUUGUAUAUGUGAAUUGGAAGUUAUAACUAGUUGAUUUUUUCAUUUUGUUAGAGGUAUUUUCACUGAACAAGGUCAAUUGGUUACCUCAGUAUUACAGCCAAUGUAGUCCAAGGGACCAUUUCUCCCUGAGUCUCUUACACUUUAUUGUGCGAUGUCCACGUUUUUGUGACUCUUCAAGCUGUUGGUGAGGUGGGACGAAUGCACUUGCUUCCUGUGGCAAUAAAGAUUUUCUGUGCCUCACA
Messenger RNA from Symphalangus syndactylus (siamang), 5124 nucleotides. It is a transcript of the gene NAB1, whose product is annotated as NGFI-A binding protein 1. Lineage: Eukaryota; Metazoa; Chordata; Mammalia; Primates; Hylobatidae. The record is from RefSeq and is a predicted model, not a curated record. Gene Ontology annotation, biological process: negative regulation of DNA-templated transcription. Gene Ontology annotation, molecular function: transcription coregulator activity; transcription factor binding. Gene Ontology annotation, cellular component: nucleus.